AUGAACGUGAUGCGUCGUCUUAAGAGCAUUGCUUCGGGUCGGACCUCCAUUUCUUCGGAUCCUGGUGGGGACUAUGGGCUCAAGAGAGCUAAGCUGGAUCAAGAGAACGAUAGCUCGUCUGGUGAUCCAAUGCAGGUUGACGAAAAUAGUACUUGUCUUGAGAUGAAACCAGACAUGGUUUCACAAGAAAGUGUUGCUGGAACCUCAAAUAUGCCUGUUGCACCUCUGGAUGAUCAGCUUCCUGAAGUAAUGAUUGAAAUGAGAAUCAGAGAUGAGCGAAAUGCCAACCGCGAGGAGAAGGAUAUGGAGACAACUAUUGUCAACGGCAGUGGGACCGAAACGGGACAAGUUAUUACAACAACAGUCGGGGGCCGGGAUGGAAAGCCAAAGCAGACAAUCUCAUACAUGGCCCAGAGAGUGGUUGGAACAGGCUCAUUUGGAGUAGUGUUCCAGGCCAAGUGCCUGGAAACGGGUGAACAAGUUGCAAUUAAGAAGGUUCUGCAGGAUAAAAGAUACAAGAACAGGGAACUUCAGAUAAUGCGCUUGCAAGACCAUCCCAAUGUUGUGCGACUGAGGCAUUCUUUCUUUUCAACAACUGACAAGGAUGAGCUGUAUCUCAACCUUGUCCUUGAGUAUGUUCCCGAAACUGUAUACAGAGCAUCAAAGCACUAUACCAAAAUGAAUCAACAUAUGCCAAUUAUCUUUGUUCAGCUCUACACGUAUCAGAUCUGCCGUGCUCUGAACUACUUACAUCGUGUGGUUGGGGUGUGUCAUCGUGACAUCAAACCACAAAAUCUACUGGUCAAUCCCCAAACCCAUCAACUAAAAAUAUGCGAUUUUGGAAGCGCAAAGAUGUUGGUGCCAGGUGAACCUAACAUAUCCUAUAUAUGCUCCCGGUACUACAGGGCGCCAGAACUUAUAUUUGGGGCUACAGAGUAUACCAAUGCCAUUGACAUGUGGUCUGGUGGUUGUGUUAUGGCAGAGCUUUUACUCGGCCAACCACUGUUUCCCGGGGAAAGUGGCAUUGAUCAGCUGGUGGAGAUUAUAAAGAUUCUUGGGACGCCUACAAGAGAAGAAAUACGGUGUAUGAAUCCCAAUUACACAGAGUUCAAGUUUCCUCAAAUCAAAGCUCACCCGUGGCACAAGAUUUUCCACAAGCGAAUGCCACCUGAAGCAGUAGACCUUGUCUCAAGACUCCUCCAGUAUUCACCAAACCUUCGUUGCACUGCAUUGGAAGCUUGUGCACAUCCCUUCUUCGAUGACUUAAGGGACCCGAAUCUCUCACUGCCAAAUGGAAGAGCACUGCCUCCAUUGUUUAACUUCACUGCUCAAGAACUUGCGGGUGCAUCAACAGAGCUGCGACAGCGUCUUAUGCCAACGCAUUGCCAGGGAACGGGAGGAAGUAGCUCAUAG
Molecule: messenger RNA, 1413 nt
Organism: Arabis nemorensis
Lineage: Eukaryota; Viridiplantae; Streptophyta; Magnoliopsida; Brassicales; Brassicaceae
Source: the annotation of a GenBank genome assembly